Molecule: messenger RNA, 2452 nt
Organism: Neoarius graeffei (lesser salmon catfish)
Lineage: Eukaryota; Metazoa; Chordata; Actinopteri; Siluriformes; Ariidae
Gene: atp6v1e1a
Product: ATPase H+ transporting V1 subunit E1a
Exons: 9
Coding region: 152-832 (226 amino acids)
Biological process (GO): proton transmembrane transport
Cellular component (GO): proton-transporting two-sector ATPase complex, catalytic domain
Molecular function (GO): proton-transporting ATPase activity, rotational mechanism
Source: RefSeq, a predicted model, not a curated record
ACAGCUCACUUCCGGUCAGCUGUUUCGGCUUCUUCAGCGCGAGCGUUUAUAGCAGCGUUAGCUUAAAACUGUUCAGCUGGUAGUUUUGUUUGUUUUUUCAGAGAAAACUUUGAUAAAUUUUCAGUUUAUUUUUCACAACCGAACGGCAGCCAUGACGCUUAGUGAUGCCGACGUGCAGAAACAGAUCAAACACAUGAUGGCCUUUAUCGAACAAGAGGCCAGUGAGAAGGCAGAGGAAAUUGAUGCAAAGGCUGAGGAAGAGUUUAACAUCGAGAAGGGACGACUUGUGCAAACACAGAGGUUAAAGAUAAUGGAGUAUUACGAGAAGAAAGAGAAGCAGAUUGAGCAGCAAAAGAAGAUACAAAUAUCCAACCUGAUGAAUCAGGCGAGGCUGAAGGUGCUCAAGGCUCGGGAUGACAUGAUCCUGGAUCUUCUAAACGAAGCCCGUGUGCGGUUAGCCAACAUCGCUAAAGACUCAGCUCAGUACUCGACUCUGUUAGAAGGACUCAUUAUGCAGGGCUUCUAUCAGCUGCUGGAACCGAAGGUGGUGAUUCGUUGUCGUAAGGAUGAUCUGGCCAUGGUGGAGGCUGCAGUCCGGAAGAAUAUCCCCGUCUACAAAGAAACCGUCAAGAGCAACAUUGAAGUCUGCGUCGACAAGGACAACUUUCUCUCCCCUGACAUCUCUGGAGGUGUGGAGGUUUAUAAUGCUAACGGCAAGAUCAAGGUGUCCAACACUCUGGAGAGCAGACUGGAUCUUCUGGCUCAGCAGAUGAUGCCUGAAAUCCGAGUGGCUCUAUUCGGCGUUAACCAGAACCGCAAGUUCAUGGAUUAACAGAUACCGUGACCAAAGGAAUAGAAAUGAAUUAGACUUAACCUCAACAUGCCUGUCUUUGAGUUUGUUUGCACUGUGUAUUAGGGCUCGCUCUGUCUGUGUGUGAACAACUUUUCUUCUUCGGUUGUGAAAGUGGUCCUGAUUUUGAUGACUGGACUUCCUGGAAAAGGGUACAGUGUACUGAAGCGAGCUCCGAUUUAUAAACAGGAUGUGCUUCACCAUGAGCCUCACGUAAUUAUAAAUAUAACUCUGUGAAUGUACAGUAUGAUCUAUGCAAUCAUGGAUAAUAGGGCUCAGAUAUUUAUACUGUAAACAAAGGGUUAAAUUCGCUAACAACUUCAAGCAAUAGCUUUCUGAACGUGUCAGGAUGUUUACUCUGCCCUGCCUUAAACGUGGAAUUGUUGUGUAUCUUGUUUUUGUUCGUUAUUUCACUGCUUCAUUGUGUGCAAGUGUGAAUAUAAAACUAAGGAGGAAAUUCAAUAUUUUAUUUCUAUAUUUGGAAGCAUUUCAGUAUUUGUUAAAAUCACUUUUUACAAUACAAAGGUCAACCCAAAAAACAACAAAAAAACCCAAGCAGUUUUCUUUUCAGUGUCUUUCAUUGUCCUGGAGUGCGCAUGUGAGGGGAUUAGUACAAACAAUUCAUCACAUACAUCAAAUUAUGUACAUUAAAUAACUUAUCGUAUUGAAAUAAUGGACAUGUUUCUUGUCGACACAAUACUGUUAACUGUACCUGUCGUCAAUUCUGCAUUAUAAUAUACAAUCGUGUUUUAUUACGUAAUUGCUUUCACACACAACAGGCCUCAUUUAUCAGUUGUUCAGUAAAGUUAUGUGUAAAAUGAAAUAAAAAUUCCUGCCAGAUUUACAAAGGUUUUGGUAAUGCUGAUUUUUCUUAACGGGAUCCUUUAGCGGAUUGAUUUUCAAACUAAUUUUAUGUAAAAUUAGUUGUAGGUUUCAAAACUCCAAAUUUUUUCAUUUUCAGAGACCAAAUAGUUGUGGGGGGGGGAACAAAAACAACUUUUUUUUUUUUUUUUUUUUUUUAAUAAAAAGAAUUGCAGAUGGGCUUCCUGUGGUAAUGACGUAUGCGAUGACGUCGAGUAGCGAUUGCUUGGAGCAACUCGGCGUGAUGUAUUCUUUGUUUACUUUGUAAUUUUGCUAGUUUUAGAAGUAUUAUUUUUAUCAAAUUUAUCAGUUUUUAAAGAAGUAUGCCUCAUUGUGUAGCAUGUACGAGGGAAAGUCAAAAAGUUCUAAGACAAAUUGGAAAAAUCUUUAUGAAAAUAACAAGGCUCUUUCUCUACAUAUCCUCUAUUUAAAUCUAAGCAUUUCUGCAAGUGGUGUUUCCAUCGGAGAAUUCCUUCUUUGUAGAGUUCUGGGGGACGUCUUUCACACCUUUUUGAAAUUAUAACAUCGGUCUUAGAACUUUUUGACUUCCCCUCGUAAAUGUCACAAUGAUGCUGAAAAGAAAGCACAAGCUGGAACUAGACUGCAUUUUGUCUGUGGAAAUGCAAAGUGUGAUUGUAUAGCUGUGGCAGAGGGUCACCAACAGAAACUGGAUCAGACAUGAGACCUUGCGCUGCAAAAAAAUUUUUUUUUUUCUCCACAUGAUCUAUGGAAAGUUUGUGG